UAAAAUAUGGUAUAUCUUGGAGAAGAUUCCCAGAGGGAUGAAGAGUGAGAAGAAAGUGUAUUCUGCUGUUGUUGGAUGAACUCUUCUGUCUCCCUGCUUCACUCUCAUUCUGCUAGGUCUGUGUGUGCCCAAGCUCCAGGGCCUCUCUCCAGGAAGAUGGCUGACCACCAAAAUGACACUCUGAGAAUUGUUCUGGUCGGGAGAACUGGAAGUGGGAAAAGUGCCUCAGCAAACACCAUCCUUGGGGAAGAUAAGUUUAAAUCUCAGAUUUCUGCCCAAGCUGUUACCAAGACCUGUCAAACAGAAACCCGAGCAUGGAAGGGAGGACAGCUUCUUGUUGUUGAUACUCCAGGGCUCUUUGACACCAAGCAGAGUCUGAAGACCACGUGUGAAGAGAUCAGUCAGUGUGUCCUUUACUCCUGCCCAGGACCUCACGCCAUCAUCAUGGUCAUGCAGCUGGGCCGCUACACAAAGGAAGAGCAGAACACUCUUGCAUUGAUCAAGACAGUCUUUGGGCCGGAAGUCACAAAGAACAUGAUAGUCUUGUUCACUCGCAAGGAAGAGUUGGAGGGCUGUAGCCUUGAUAGCUUCCUGGAAAGUGCGGAUGUGAACCUAAGAAGCAUCAUCAAGGAGUGCGGGAACCGCUAUUUUGCCAUUAGCAACAAAGCAGACAAGGUCGAGAAGGAAGUUCAAGUGCAGAUGCUGGUGGAGCUGAUAGAUAAGAUGGUGGAGAACAAUGGAAGGUCUUACUUUUCUCACCACAUAUAUGAGAACAUAGAGGAAAAGCUGCAAAAGCGUGGAGAGAUUCUGAAGAAAAUUUAUGCUGAAGAACGAGAUAAUGAAAUCCGACUAAUAGAACAGGAAUAUGCUACUAAGCUAGAGGAAGAAAAGGAGGAACAAAUAAAAUUAACAAUGAUGAGAUAUGAAGAAAAAUUAGAAAUAUAAGGGCAGAAGCUGAGAAGAAUAUAUUCAAAGAUGUGUUAAGUGUGAUUUUGAAGACAAUUUCAAGAGUCUGGCAUACAUUUUGGAAGUAAUGUAAUUUUCAUUCUUUCCUUUUAAUUUAGUACCAUUUGUUACUGUAGUGAAUUACUGUAUGUUUCCAAAGAUGACUACGACAAUAUUUCCCAUCUCCUGAUUUAUGGAGAUAUAGUUGACAAAUAAAAAUUGCAUAUAUUUACUGUGUACAGUGUGAUGUUUUGACAUAUGUAUACCUUGUGAAAUUAUUUAUUCAAGGUAGUUAAUACACCUGUCACCUCAUGUAGGUCUUCUUUUUAGUGCAGUGAAAACAAUUUAAAGUCUAUUUUCUUAGCAAAUUAAAAAAACAAAAAACAAAAAAACAAAACAAAAAAAAACAAGAUGGCAUAAUAACUAUAGAAACUGUGUUGUACUUUAGAUCUCCUGAACUGAUUCCUCCUGCAUAAUUGAACAUGUGUGCUCUUUGAUGAACAUCUCCCCAUUUCCACAAAUCUCUAGUCCCUGGAAACUAACAUUGUACUCUUGGCCUCUAUGAUUUUGACUUUUCAGAUUCCAUGUAUAUGUGAGACCAUGCAGUGUUUGUGUUUAACUCAAUUCACUUGGCAUAAUGUCCUCUAGUUUAUCCAUAUUGUUGCAAAUGACAGGAUAUCUGCAACAGUUGAUAUGAAUUGUCAACUUGAUUGGAUUAAGAGAUGUGGAAGAUUAAGAGGCUUCUGUGUGUGUCAAAUGAGGGUGUGUCUAAGAAUGAUUGGCAUGUGGCAUAGCAAACUAAAGAGGAGACCCUCCUUCAGAUGGGCAGCAUCAUCCAAUAGGCUGGAAACUUGGAUGGAAUAAAGGUUGAAAGAAUAUGGAAGCAGCAGCAGAUGCAAGCUCUGUUCUUCUUAUGUUCUUCUAGGUUCUUGAUUGCUACUGUGAUCAUCUGAGGAUAUCAGACUCUUGCUCCUUCACUCUUCCAAAGUGGACUCUGCCACUGAUUCUCCAGAAGCCUUCGGUCUUGGACUGGGGUAGCACUGUUGAAACCUUUGUUGUGAGGCUUUAGAUUGCGCAGCUACUGGUUCCUCUAGCUCUUGAGCCUGCAGAUGGCCAUUGUGAACUAUCCAGCUUCUAGUUGUGUAAGCCAAUCUAAUAAAUCCGCUUUUUAUGAUCAUA
Molecule: messenger RNA, 2124 nt
Organism: Marmota monax (woodchuck)
Lineage: Eukaryota; Metazoa; Chordata; Mammalia; Rodentia; Sciuridae
Gene: Gimap7
Product: GTPase, IMAP family member 7
Exons: 2
Coding region: 76-945 (289 amino acids)
Molecular function (GO): GTP binding
Source: RefSeq, a predicted model, not a curated record